AUGUCCUCUGCCAUCGUCCGCAACGCUACCAGACAGGCCGCUCGCGCCUCGAGAGUCGUUCGUGCUCCAACAGCGGCUCGUUCGCUCUCCAUGGUCGCACGCGCAACAGCCGUGCAGUCGAAACCACACCAAGUCACUCUGUCGCAGGCGCGUGGCAUGAAGACGAUGGACUUUGCUGGAACAAAAGAGGUCGUGUACGAACGUUCAGACUGGCCCGUAGAGAAGCUUCAAGAGUACUUUAAGAACGACACCCUUGCGAUGAUCGGUUACGGCUCCCAAGGUCACGGUCAAGCCCUCAACGCCAGAGACAACGGUCUCAAGGUUAUUAUUGGUGUCCGAAAGGAUGGGGCCAGUUGGAAAGAGGCUAUUGAAGAUGGAUGGGUUCCGGGCGAGACCCUCUUCCCUAUCGAAGAGGCCAUCAAAAAGGGCACCAUCAUCAUGAAUCUUCUCUCGGAUGCCGCACAAUCAGCUACUUGGCCCGAUAUUGCCCCUCUCAUUACCAAGGGCAAGACUCUGUACUUUGCACACGGGUUCUCCGUCGUGUUCAAGGAGGACACCAAGGUCGUCCCGCCCAAGGAUGUCGACGUUAUCCUCGUCGCUCCCAAGGGCUCUGGUAGGACCGUCCGAACGCUCUUCAAGGAGGGUCGCGGAAUCAACUCGAGCAUUGCAGUUUGGCAAGACGUGACUGGCAAGGCCAAGGAAAAGGCCGUUGGCCUCGGUGUCGCAGUCGGCUCUGGUUAUCUCUAUGAGACCACGUUUGAAAAGGAGGUGUACUCUGACCUUUACGGAGAGCGCGGUGUCCUCAUGGGCGGCAUUCAGGGAAUGUUCAAGGCACAGUAUGAAGUUCUCCGAGCCAAUGGUCACUCGCCAUCAGAGGCGUUCAACGAGACAGUCGAAGAAGCGACGCAAAGCUUGUUCCCACUCAUUGGGCAAUACGGAAUGGACUACAUGUACGCCGCAUGCUCGACUACCGCUCGUCGUGGAGCGCUCGACUGGGCACCCAUAUUCGAGGCGGCCAACAAGCCCGUGUUUGAGAAGCUGUACGAGUCUGUGAAGAAUGGAACCGAGACGCGCAAGUCGCUCGAGUUUAACAACCGCAAGACGUACCGACAAGACCUCGAGCGCGAGCUCAAGGAGAUCAACGACCAGGAGAUCUGGCGAGCUGGGAAGACGGUCCGAGCAUUGCGACCAGAUGCCAAACGCGAUGACUAG
Molecule: messenger RNA, 1212 nt
Organism: Serendipita indica DSM 11827
Lineage: Eukaryota; Fungi; Basidiomycota; Agaricomycetes; Sebacinales; Serendipitaceae
Source: the annotation of a GenBank genome assembly